AUGGGGGCUAUAAUUUUCCUUGUGAUAUCCGUACUUUUUGAGUUGUUGUGUCUACUACUCAAUGCAUUUGUCUUUGCAAAAAUACCAGUUGUCAAAUAUUACCACGCAAAGGCGGCUUUAGAGGGAUCAAAAACAGUUAUGGCUGAUUUAGCUUAUGCUGGUGUUCAAGUGCAGCAAAACGAAACGGCUGAAGAGGGUCCAAAUGAUAAACUGGAGCGUCUGAGCGAUAAGCAGUUGAUUCUUGAAAACAAAGACUAUGCAAUUAUUGCAUUUCUCAUAUCCUUAUUGACAUAUUCAAUUUUCCCUGGGUUCUUAGCAGAAGAUACUGGGAAGCAUGGGUUGGGCACAUGGUAUGCACUUGUUCUACUAGCAAUGUUUAAUGUGUGGGAUUUACUUGGAAGGUACAUUCCCAUAGUAGAAAGCUUGAAGUUAGAGUUGAGAAAAGGCCUUAUGAUUGCGAUCGUUUCUCGUUUUGCACUUGUUCCAGCUUUCUAUUUCACUGCUAAAUAUGGAGAACAAAGUUGUACGAUAUUUUUGACAUCCUUACUAGGGUUAACCAACGGUUAUCUCUCUGUUUGCUUCUUUACUAUUGCACCCCAAGGUUAUAAGGGCCCAAAACAAAAUGCUUUGGGGAAUUUGCAUGCGAUUUGUGUUCUUGGAGGCUUGGUUAUGGGUAUAACACUUGAUUGGAUGUGGCUUAUUGCUGCUUUACUUGUUUUAGCUGCGCAGUUAGGGCUAGCUGCCAUGCUUGCAACUGCAUUACUUGGACUCCUACAGUUGUUGAACAUCGCUGCUGCCAAGACCUACCAGAAUCAAACAGAAGAGCCUUCAGUGACAAGAAAGAAAGGAAUAACAACAGAACCAACUACUUUAGAAAGUAAGCUAGAGGAUAGCCUUAAGAAUUUACCUUGA
Molecule: messenger RNA, 912 nt
Organism: Papaver somniferum (opium poppy)
Lineage: Eukaryota; Viridiplantae; Streptophyta; Magnoliopsida; Ranunculales; Papaveraceae
Product: equilibrative nucleotide transporter 3-like
Exons: 6
Coding region: 1-912 (303 amino acids)
Biological process (GO): nucleoside transmembrane transport
Cellular component (GO): plasma membrane
Molecular function (GO): nucleoside transmembrane transporter activity
Source: RefSeq, a predicted model, not a curated record